Molecule: messenger RNA, 1619 nt
Organism: Paramecium tetraurelia
Lineage: Eukaryota; Ciliophora; Oligohymenophorea; Peniculida; Parameciidae
Exons: 5
Biological process (GO): protein phosphorylation; mitotic DNA damage checkpoint signaling
Cellular component (GO): cytoplasm; nucleus
Molecular function (GO): ATP binding; protein serine/threonine kinase activity
Source: RefSeq, a predicted model, not a curated record
AUGAAACCAUAAUAUGAUUACUCUAAUGUUUUAUUCGAAUGCAUUCUGGUUCGUAAGCAUUUUAUCAGCGAUGUGAAGUAUUAUUGCUAUAUUUUAAAUGGCUACAUGCUGAUGAGUAGAAAAGUGAAGGACUCCUCUCCAAAAUAUGUUUUACCUUUAUAGUUGGCAAAUUAGGUGGGUUGGGUAGUAGAGAAGAAAGACAAGUAAAUUCUAUUUAAGGCGAUCACGAUCAAGUAUAUGGAAAAGUACAAAGACUUUGUCGGUAGCAACAGUGAUUUGCAGAAGUAAUAAAAUAAAUUAAGUAGACUGAAGGAACAUCUAAGUAAUAAAGUGACAUUCUACAAGAUUGCUGAUUUCUAUGAAGCAUAAUACAAUUUAGGGAAGGGGAGUUCAGCAAAAGUUAUCUAAAUAAAAGAAUUAGGAAAUGAAUAAUCAAAAUUGGCAGCAAAAGCGAUAGACAAAAGUUAUCUGCAAAAAAGUGAAUCUGGCAUGCAGGCGUUUUUGAAUGAAGUCAACAUCCUCAACCACCUCAGCAAGUAAAGUAGUUGUGGUCCCUUCAUUAAAUUACACGAGACCUUUGAAGGAGAUCAUACAUUUUACCUCAUCUUAGAUUUGAUGCAAGGACGAACCUUAGCAGAUGAAUUGGACAUCCUCAAAUUGUUUCCCUUGAAAUUAGUAAAAGUUAUAAUGAAACAAUUGCUUAAAGGGGUUAAGAUACUUCAUGAAACCAAUAUCAUUCACAGAGAUUUGAAACCAGACAAUAUCAUGUUUCGAGAAUUAGAUUCAUAUGAAACUCUAACCAUUGUAGACUUUGGGUUAUCAACCUUCAUUAAUGUUGCAAAGUAUCAAUUUCCAAAAUGCGGUACUCCUGGAUAUGUAGCACCUGAGAUCUUAAAUUUAGUUGACAGAUAAUAAAAAUACGAUUCAGUUUGCGAUAUCUUUAGUUGCGGUUGCAUUUUUUAUAAAUUACUAUUUGGGCAUAGUUUGUUUAUGGGUAAUACUUUUAAUGAAGUUUUGGGACAAAAUAAAAAGUGUAAUUAUACACUUGACCCAUCUGAAAUGAAUUCUAUUCCUUAUGAAGCCUAAGAAUUACUUAAACGGAUGCUUGUAAAGAACCCUUCUGAAAGAAUCACAGCUUAGCAGGCUUUGGAAUCAGAUUUUUUUAACAAACCAUCAUCUCCAUUACAAUCAAAGAAGCUUAAAGCGUUCAAUGUACCUAAUAUCAGUAGUAGGAAUAUAUUUUAACCAACAACAGAUGGAUUGCAAUCUGAAGCUGAAUCUCCGUUUUAGAGAAUAAGUCAGAAAUGCAAAAACCAAGUGGAUUUUGAUGUAGACAUCUAAGAGAAUAAAUGCUCCUCUAUUUAAAUUAGAUAGCUACCAUCAGUUAAAAAGCCUACUUGUGUAAGGUUGGAGGAUUCAACUAUUGGUAGUUUCUAUGCUAAGGAUCCCUUAAGUAGUUUCAAAAAACUAAAAGGAACAUCUCAAAAACAAUUAAAUGAGACUAAAGAAAUCCAAGUUAAUCAAUUUGAUGUUGAAUAAAUGUAAAGAAUCUCAUUAUUUAACAGAAAAGAUGAUAAUUGAUAUUGCUUCUAUUACUUAAUAUCAGUUUUAACAUAUAU